AAGCGAGGGCCAGCAGAGCUUUGAAAGACAACCCUCACAAUCUGUAUCCACUCCUGGCUUCACUGACUGCUGCUCCUGUAAUAAACCACCCAGAAACUGAACACCUCAAUAAAUAAAAGGGAUCUCAUAAGAGGUGAGAUGAACCUUGAAGAGUAUUUUGCAAGAACUGGCUAUAAAGGCUCCACUGAAAAACAAGAUUUGGAAACCUUAACCGAUAUAUUCCAGCACCACAUCCGUGCUGUUCCCUUCGAAAACCUCAGCAUCCACUGUGGGGAGAAAAUUACUUUGGAGUUGGAGCACGUUUACAACAAGAUUGUGCGGAGGAAGCGGGGUGGCUGGUGCAUGGAAAACAACCAGCUACUGGGCUGGGUGCUGAAGAGGCUGGGGUAUGACACCAGCUUCCUGGGAGCGUACGUGUUCAACCCCCACCAGAACGCCUACGCCACCCUCAUGACCCACCUCGUAGUGAAGGUCGUCGUCGACGGCAAAGCCUACAUCGUUGAUGGAGGCUUCGGUGUGUCCUACCAGAUGUGGCAGCCCAUGGAGCUCGUGUCAGGGAAAGACCAGCCCCAGGCUCCCGGUGUUUUCCGCUUCACGGAAAAAAACGGCGUCUGGUACCUGGAGAAGAUGAGACGGAAACAAUACAUCCCCAAUCAGAGCUUCUCCAACUCGGAUCUGCUGGAGAAAAAAGAGUGUAGGAAAGUUUAUAUGUUCAGCCUUGAGCCACGGACAGUGGAAGAUUUCCGCUUCCAGUGCACAUACCUCCAGACCUCUCCAGAUUCCCUCUUCACAAAGAAGUCCAUCUGCACCCUCCAAACCACCGAUGGAUUCCGAGCGCUAAUUGGGUGGACGCUCACUGAGACCAGGUACAACUACAAGGAAAACAUGGAUCUGGUGGAAUUUGUAACUCUCGAAGAUGAAGAGGUGGAAAAAACCCUCAAAGAGAAAUUCAACAUCACCCUAGAGAGAAAACUUGUCCCCAUUAAUGUUAAAGGAUCUUACACAAUCUAGAUGGCCAAGAAAACCUGCAGCAAUGCUACGUGUGUACAGCACCUUCCACAGUCUGUGCAAUCCCUACUGCAAGGUUAUGGGAUUCUUUUGCAGGUGACUGAAGGAUAUGUACAUUAAUAUGAGAUUAAUGUGAAUUCCACUUUGGGAAAAAUCAGAAAUUUAAGACUAUUGAGUCAGUUAGGUAAAAUUGUUUGCUGGGAGAUGACUGCUGUUCAAUUUUUGGCACAAAUGUAGGAUUUGAUUUGAAUCUGGUUAUAAGCUUGGGUAAGAAAUAUGACUGGGGAAUUUUGGGCUGCCUGUAGCACAUGAGUAUGGAUUAUUAAUUGUGAUAUGCUGCCAACACAUUUUCUAAGGUUAUUAUAGGGAGACAAGUCAUCUGUGAGCAUUUAGACAAUGAAGUACACAUUUAAAAUUUCAUAUUUUACAAGAUCCAACCACUCACAGCUCAUCUCAUUCCUCUACCUUUAAUAUGAGUAAAACAUUGUCCUCUUGGAAAGGAGCAUUAGGAGACAUAAUUCUUUCACCAUCAUCCUUCGACAAACCAUAGUACAAAAUGAAAAUCAUCAUCAUGUGCAUCCCUCCGGCCAUCACUGCAGUAAACUGCCCCAAGUAAUUUUUGGUAUGUAGCUAUUCUUCUGGUGAUGAAAAUUCUAUAUAUUGCAGCGCUAUUGUGGCUGAUGGGCUCUAAGGAGAUAACUACUAAGCUUUGUUUCUGAGAUGUAAUCAUCCUAUAAACUGUGACUGGUACUUAAAUGUCACAGCUGGCUUAGAUUUACUUUCGUCCCAAAAGGGGUGGAAAUUCUGUACUUUUAGGACUUCAUUACAUUUUUAUAUGAAGCUAAGCCCACUAUAUCCUUAAUUUUGUCCUGCAAACAUGAGUGUCCAUAUGGCUGUCCUGAAUGUGUACCCCUUAGCACAGGAGCUUUAAUGCCAUUAGUGUUUGUUCAUCUGUAUCAAAGCAACCCAAGGAGCCAGCCAAAUCUAAAGGAAACGUUUUUUCACAAUCGUAUUUCCCCAUUUUUCAGAAAUGUUGUUCCUCCUACUACGCUUCUCUGCAAAAAAGCCCAACCCAGGAAACCACUAAGAAAAGGGAAACAUUCUUAAAUGCAUCAAAAAUUAGCAGAAACACUGAAAAACACUCUUUCUCCCACUCUGUAAUAAGUCUGAGUAUUGGUUGAUUCCUCCCACCGAACAGUCUUUUUGUUCAAAGACAUCAUCUGAUCGUUAAUCUCACAAAUGCUGUAAGUGUAUACCUGAAAAUAAAUAAAAGGAAAAUAAA
Messenger RNA from Hirundo rustica (Barn swallow), 2290 nucleotides. Its product is annotated as arylamine N-acetyltransferase, pineal gland isozyme NAT-10. Bases 139 to 1011 code for a protein of 290 amino acids. The record is from RefSeq and is a predicted model, not a curated record. The transcript is spliced from 2 exons. Lineage: Eukaryota; Metazoa; Chordata; Aves; Passeriformes; Hirundinidae. Gene Ontology annotation, molecular function: acetyltransferase activity.